AUGCCCACGUUAUCUAGUAUUCUGGCGGAAGAGACGGGUACAAUACCCUCAGAUUCGUAUAAGAUGUCGGUGAUGCUUUCACGCUCUCAGACUGGUCACUGUCCUAAUUUUAAUACCUCAGAACAGGUUCUCUGGUAUGAGUUCAAUCGUACUGGAAAGCGGCGGUCGUUCAUUUUCAUACACUGGCAGUUGAUCAGCUCCUUCCUGAGUCUUGCAUUAUAUGGCGUUCUGUGUCAUCAAGUCUACAUAUACUACAUCUCCUUUCCAAAGGACCAUCUGGUGUCGAAGAUCAUUGUAUAUGUUCUCUGGCUGAUAGAGACAGUUCUGAUUGUUACCAACGUCUGCAACAUUUUCGACAUAUUCUGCUAUAAUUUUGGGAACCUUUCCAAACUUGAUGACAUCCGUCUCACAUGGUUCAUUGUUCCCAUUCUCUCUGGAUUCGUUGGCUGUGUCUGUCAAUUAUUUUAUGCCUGGCGAAUGUAUAGAUUCAGUAAGAAGGCACGGUGGAUAAGUAUUACUCUUUCAAUGAUUGCUUUUAGUCAAUUUUUGGGUGCGAUGGCUUGUAGCAUUGAAGCAGGCAGAUAUUAUCACUACUCAGAUCUUCAGGCGGAUUUGAAUAACAAGGUCGCUGCAAUGAUAUGGUUGGGUGGGAGCGCUUUAUGUGAUGCUGCCAUUGCUUUAUGCAUGACCUACCUUUUAAGUCGAGCUCAUACCGGUCUCAAAUCUACUCGGAUACUUAUUUCCAGGCUAAUACGUCUGACCAUUGAAACCGGGACUGUAACGGCUACGCUUGCUGUCAUUGACAUCGCACUCUUCCUCGCCUAUCCCAAUAACAACUACGACACUGUCCUGGCGAACUGCUUGGUAAUGAUGUAUUCGAAUACCGUCCUUGCAGUUUGCAAUAGCCGUAUGACAAGGCAGAUUCGUGGAGGGAGGGAAGACACAACUCUUCCCUCAUAUGAGUCUUUCGAUUUGUUGAAUGGUGGAUUGAAUAUUGAGCUUCAAAAUACACAGACCAACACAGAUGUGGAAUCUUCUCUGCGAUUGGAGUGUCGCGAAGGAGGUGAACGCAACAAGAAGGCUAUCCGGGCUUCUACCUGCCGACGGUAA
This is a messenger RNA of Desarmillaria tabescens, 1110 nucleotides long. RefSeq lists its product as uncharacterized. The coding region runs from base 1 to 1110 and encodes 369 amino acids. The record is from RefSeq and is a predicted model, not a curated record. The transcript has 7 exons. Lineage: Eukaryota; Fungi; Basidiomycota; Agaricomycetes; Agaricales; Physalacriaceae.